This is a messenger RNA of Pterocles gutturalis (yellow-throated sandgrouse), 4119 nucleotides long. It is a transcript of the gene PEAK1, whose product is annotated as pseudopodium-enriched atypical kinase 1. The transcript has 3 exons. The record is from RefSeq and is a predicted model, not a curated record. Gene Ontology annotation, cellular component: focal adhesion; actin cytoskeleton. NCBI's taxonomy places the organism in Eukaryota, Metazoa, Chordata, Aves, Pterocliformes, Pteroclidae. Gene Ontology annotation, biological process: protein phosphorylation. Gene Ontology annotation, molecular function: protein kinase activity. The coding region runs from base 1 to 4119 and encodes 1372 amino acids.
AUGUCUGCUUGCAACACUUUCACUGAACACGUCUGGAAACCUGGUGAAUGUAAGAACUGCUUCAAGCCCAAAAGCUUGCAUCAGUUACCUCCAGUGUCUGAAAAAAAAACCCUCUCACAUGGAAAUCUGAAAACCAAUGCAAACCAAAGUACCAGCCAUCGUGGGAGAAAUACAGGAAACUUCCGACCGCCUGUGGCAAAGAAACCCACGAUAGCUGUGAAACCCACCAUGAUGGUAGUAGAUGGGCAGGGUAUAUGCGGUGAGAUCAGCACACCAGAUCAUUGUGAGAAUAAACCUGUGCCUGCAGGCUGGAACCAAAACAAAGCUGUCCUGAACAAAAAACCACUGAACAAUAAUAAUGAGGAUGAAAUUGAAGGUUAUAGCCAUGUUCAUAGGCCUUAUGGCAACAAGGAUGGUGUAGGUAAAAUACCCAAUAACAAUAAUAACGGACUGACAGAAGUUCUGAAGGAGAUUGCGGGUUUGGAUACCACACCUCAGCUAAGUGGAAACGAAAUGAACUCAAGAGAAACUUUCUUGGGAAGAAUAAAUAGCUGUUAUAAAAGGUCAUUAGAAAGAAAGAUCCCUCCAAGCUGCAUGAUGGGUGGAAUGAAGGAUUCACACAGUAAGCACGUUAUUCUGAGUGGAAGCACUGAAGUAAUAAGCAAUGAAGGUGGACGUUUCUGUUAUCCAGAGUUCUCCAGCGGAGAUGAAAGUGAGGAUGACACGUUUUUUGGCAGCAUGCAAGAAGAGCAUGAGAGCUGGGAUGAAAGUGAUGAAGAGUUGCUAGCAAUGGAAAUUCGUAUGAGGGGCCAACCUCGCUUUGCUAAUUUUAGAGCUAACACCCUAUCUCCUGUUCAGUUCUGUGUUGACAAAAAAUGGAACACAGUGCCCCUUAGAAACAAGUCUCUCCAGCGGAUCUGUGCAGUAGAUUACGACGACAGUUACGAUGAAAUUUUAAAUGGUUACGGGGAAGAGACUGUGAUUCUUUAUGGGCAAGAAAGUAUGCAGAGCAUGGCAUCUUCUGAUUCUACAUCUCCUGAUUCUUCUCUGACAGAAGAGUCUCGCUCUGGAACAACCAGCAGUUCUUCACAGAAGCUCUGUAAUGGAGGGUUAUCUCCCAGUACUCCUCAGGACCUCAAAUUGAUUGAACCAGAAUAUGAAAGUCUUUGUGAUAAUCAACAAGUGAAGGAUGUGUCAAAAGCUCCCAAAAAUCUUCCGAAAAGUCUAGAAACUCACAAGGCAGUCCUUGCACUUCGACUGGAAGAGAAGGAUGGCAAAAUUGCUGUGCAGACUGAUAAGCAAGAGAAUAAAAGUUCUUCAGAUGUUGCUGGUCAGGCUGUAACUAUAAAUCUGGUGCCUGUGGAAGAGCAAGCUAAGCCUUACAGGGUGGUGAAUAUGGAACAACCAGUUUGCAAGCCAUAUACCAUAGUAGAUGUAUCAGCUGCCAUGACCAAUGAAUGUAAAGAGAAUCAGACAGAAAACUCAGAAACCAAAAAUACACCAUCUAACCCCAGCUCACCAGUAACUCCAGGCACACCUAUUACAUCCUCUGCAGCAUCACCCGUACGAGUAAAUGCUAAUCUGAAAAAAUCCAGUGCAAUCAGAUAUCAAGAAGUGUGGACUUCCAGUACUAGUCCAAGACAGAAGAUACCUAAGGUGGAGUUAGUUGCAAACAGCUCAGGACCUUCUGUUCCUCCCAGGAAGACAAGCCACAAGUCAGCUCCCACUUCACCUACAGCUACAAACAUUUCUUCAAAAACUAUCCCAGUUAAGUCUCCCAAUUUAUCUGAGAUAAAAUUCAACAGUUACAAUAAUGCUGGCAUGCCCCCUUUUCCUAUUAUCAUUCAUGAUGAGCCCACUUACGCUAAGAGUUCCAAAAACGCUAUUAAAGUUCCUAUUGUAAUCAAUCCAAAUGCAUAUGAUAACCUGGCUAUCUAUAAAAGUUUUCUAGGGACCAGCGGAGAGCUGUCCAUCAAAGAUAAAACUACUAGUGUAAUAAGCCACACAUACGAAGAAAUAGAAACAGAAAGCAAAAUGACCGAAACCAUAGGAAGCAAACCCAGUGAAUUUCCCCAAGCGAAGGGGGUGACUAAUAGUUCUGAAUGCAGGCUGGGUUCUGUGGCUCAGAAGGUCCAAGAGUUUAAUAGCUGCCUCAGUAAAAGUCAGAUAUCGCCACAGAGAAGUCAGAGUUCUGACCACAGCUCCCCACCAAGAGUUCAAAAGUCAACACAAGAGCCUGCAGCAAAAAUAGACGUAACACCAGAGGCUUCUGUUGGCAGCAGCAGCAGAGAGAAUGCAAGCACGGUGCUUUCACAGAUUGUGGCUUCUAUCCAGCCUCCACAGUCUCCUCCAGAAACUCCUCAGUCUGGACCCAAGUCCUGUAGCGUAGAAGAACUGUAUUCCUUACCCCCUGAUGCAGAUGCUACUAAAACCACCCUGGUACGACCCAAAUCUCUGUUUACGUCCCAGUCUGAAAUAGAGUCAUCCAAGACGGUGGAAAACACUGCCAUUAAAAUGCAAAAAGAUUCACUUUCACAGCCAGUUGCCGCUCACUCUCCAAAGCCAGUGAGAGCCACCCCAAAUGCCACAAGUCCCAAAACAGAGCAAGCACCGCCAUUUCCUCCUCCACGCUCCACUUCUUCACCCUACCAUGCAAGUAACUUGUUGCAAAGACAUUUCAGCAAUUGGACCAAACCAAACAGUCCCACCAGGUCAACAGAGGCUGAGUCAAUCCUUCAUUCAGAAGGUCGCCGGGCUGCUGAUGCAAAACCCAAACGCUGGAUAUCAUUUAAGAGCUUCUUCCGCCGCAGGAAAACUGAUGACGAGGAAGACAAAGAGAAAGAAAGAGAGAAAGGAAAAUUGGUGGGUCUUGAUGGAACUGUUAUACAUAUGCUACCCCCUCCUCCAGUUCAACGUCAUCACUGGUUCAGUGAGGCAAAGUCAGACUCCAGUGAGAAGCCAUCGAUUGUUUUCAUGUAUAGAUGUGAACCGGCACAAGGUGAACCAAAGGCUGACCAUCCAAACAAGGGGGGAGUGGAGUCUGCUAUCGCAGAUGCACUAGCAAAAGACAAAGGAGAAACGCAGGAGAAGUCUCCAGAAAGCUCUGAGCAGACCAUAGCAAGCCAUUCGUCACCACCUCAGAUUCCCAAGAAAAUCCCCAGUCAAGUGCCUGAUGAUCCAACACUGGAGGAUUUAUCCCCUCGUGUUCCUAGAGCCGUGUUUGUGAAGCAGGACAAUGGUGGCAGUGCCUCGGUCAUACCAGUAUCAUCUGUCCGUGUCCCACAGGGGGAGGAAGAAAAGGAAGAAGCUCCACAUUCUCCGGACUUAAAUCCUUGCAGUGCUACAUACAGCAAUUUAGGACAGUCUAGAGCGGCCAUGAUACCUCCGAAACAGCCAAGGCAGCCAAAGGGAGCUUUGGAUGAUGCCAUUGCCUUUGGAGGACUAGUAGACCAGGAAACAAUUAACUUACAGCCAACACCGCCUCCACUGCCAAAGAAAACAAUUUUGAGAGCUAACACAGAGCCGACUCCCAGAGAUCUCCAGAAGCAGGCUCUGGAGAACAACCUGUGCAUUAUGGCCAAUCCCACCUAUGACAUUGACACCAACUGGGAAGCAAGCAGUGCCUGCUCCUCGGUCAGCCUGGAGCUCAAGGUGCUGGACAACGAGUCGGGGGAUUCCUUGGACAGGCCUACAGAAAAACUAAGGGCAACCACCUCGGCAACUAACAGUGUUUCCAGCCUAACCACUAUCAGUAUUAAGGACCGGUGUUCUAAUAGCAUGGAGUCUCUGACAGGGAGACGCAUCUCACAGACUAAGCAGGGCAAAGGUGUCCAGAAGCCACAAAGGCAAGCACUUUAUCGAGGAAUUGAAAACCGAGAAGAGGUGGUAGGUAAAAUCCGAAGCCUUCAUGCCGAUUCACUGAAGAAGCUGGCACUCAAAUGUGAAGACUUGUUCAUGGCCGGACAAAAAGACCAGCUGCGAUUCGGGGUGGACAGCUGGUCGGAUUUCAGGCUAACCAGUGACAAGCCGUGCUGUGAGGCAGGCGAUGCCGUGUACUACCCAGCUUCUUAUGCAAAAGAUCCUCUCAACAAUUAUGCAGUCAAGGUAAGAGGGGCUUGA